AUGGACAGAAGUGGAAACCGAGGGAGUGGACGCGGCUAUAGACGAGGCCACCGGCGUGGAAGGGGUGGUCGUGGAGAUGGGAGUCCGUCAUGGGCCGAGGCCGAUGCUCGUCGUCCUGGAUAUGAUGCCUCACUGUAUCCAGAGGCCGUUGCUGUCCGGCCGCAGUUUAACCUCGUGCCUGAGUUUAAUCAGGUUUCCCUAGGAAAUGAGGAUAAGGCUUGCCCCGUCCGACGCCCCAGCAAUGGUGGCUCGUUGGCUGCUCGACCUGUCAAUCUUCUGGUCAACCACUUUCGCGUCACCUUCAAUCCCGAAACCAUGAUAAGGCACUACGAUGUCGACAUCAAGGCCGAGGCACCUGUGAGGCACCGCCAUCCCGCAAGACUAUCAAAAGACACCCUAUCUCAGAUCAAGCAGAAGUUAUUCUCUGACAACCCCACACAAUUCCCUUUAUCCAGGACCGCUUACGAUGGCGAGAAGAACAUCUUUAGUACGAUUCAGCUGCCUUGCGGGACGUACAAUGUGAAGAUAGGUUCCGGCAGAGAAGACAGCGAGGACUCCUCAUUCCAAUGCUCCAUCACGCUCGUGAACGAGUUCAACCUCCUUAAGUUGAGAGAUUACUUGGCGGGAGGUUUGGUGUCGAUCCCGAGGGACAUAUUGCAGGUCAUGGAUCUGGUGAUGAAGGAGAACCCUGCGAGGCACAUGAUGUCGGUCGGACGGCACUUCUAUCCCCCUGAGUAUCACAAGACGGACGACUUAAAGUGCGGCGUCGCAGCAUUUAGGGGGUUCCAACACAGCUUGAAGCCGACCUGCCAGGGACUCGCGUUGUGCCUUGAUUGCUCGGUCAUGGCCUUCCGAAAGAGGAUGCCGGUCAUCGAUUUCCUCGUGGAGCAUAUAAGUGGAUUCAGCAUCGGCCAGUUUGCCAGGUACAGGAGGGAAGUCGAGCAGGCGUUGAAGGGGGUGAAGGUCACAGUGAACCACCGGAGGACCAAACAAAAGUACACGGUCGAGGGGCUGACCAAGGAGACGACGCGCUCGAUAUCUUUCAGCAGCGAGAGCCCCGAGGGAAAGACGAGUAAGGUCAAUCUGGUGAACUACUUCCAGGAGAAGUACGGAAUCGACAUCAAGCACAAGGACAUUCCUUGCUUGGAUUUGAGCAAGAGCAACAAGAAGCAGUACGUGCCGCUGGAGCUGUGCGAGUUGGUCGAGGGGCAGAGGUACCCGAAGGAGAAAUUGGAGCGAGAUGCCUCGACCUCGCUGAAGAAAAUCUCCAUGCCUCCCCCACAUAGCAGAAAGAAGUCCAUCUGCGACAUUAUGAGGUCGAACAUCGGACCUUGCGGAGACGUCAGCCGGAACUUUGGAAUCGAAGUCGACAUGAACAUGACGAAAGUUGUGGGACGUGUCAUCGGACCUCCCGAGUUAAAGCUGGCGACUCUGGAUGGCAAGAUGAUGAAGAUAGAGGUUGAUAAAGUCAAAUGCCAAUGGAAUCUGAUGGGGAAAGCAGUCGUGGAUGGGAAGACGAUCGAGCGGUGGGUCAUUGUCGACUUCAGCGCGUCGGACCGAAAUCGAUGGCUCAACCCUGGGCCGUUUAUCCAAAAGCUUAUUAGCAAAUGCAGAAGCUUGAGGAUUCGAAUGGAAGAACCACUCUUUUAUCAACGUGCGGCAAUGAACGUGUUCUCCGACGUGGCUAAAUUGACUGAGCUGCUAGAGUAUGUCGCCCGUCGCGCUUGCGAUGGCGGGAGACGUCCUCCUCAGUUCCUCCUUUGCGUCAUGUCUGGGAAGGACCCCGGCUACAAGCAACUCAAAUGGAUCUGCGAGACUCAAGUCGGGUUGGUCACUCAGUGUUGCCUUUCUGCGAAUGCCAAUAAUGCGAACGAUCAAUAUCUAACAAAUCUGGCCCUCAAGAUCAAUGCCAAGCUGGGGGGCAGCAACACGGAGCUAUCCAAUCCAUUGCCGCACAUCAAUGACGAGGGGCAUGUCAUGUUGCUUGGCGCCGAUGUCAACCAUCCCACAUCUCGCGACACGAAGAGUCCGUCCUUUGCUGCAGUAGUCGGAACCGUCAACUGGCCCGCUGCCAAUCGCUACGCUGCAAGGGUGCGACCUCAGCACCACCGGCAAGAAAAGAUUGUCGACAUCGGGGAGAUGUGUCUGCAGCUCGUUGAGACAUAUGCCCGUCUGAAUGGAGUUAGGCCUGGGAAGCUCAUAUUGUUCCGCGAUGGGGUGAGCGAAAGCCAAUUCGAUAUGGUUCUGAACGAGGAAUUGAGGGAACUGAAGAAGGCUUUCGCCGAGAAAGAUUACAACCCGACCAUCACGAUCCUAGUGGCGCAGAAGCGGCACCAAACUCGUCUUUUCCUGGAGAGAGAUGCCAUUAACGGCCCAGGCAACGUGCCACCAGGGACGGUAGUGGACACAACAGUAGUUCAUCCUUCUGAAUUGAGCUUCUAUCUGUGCAGCCACUACGGCAGCCUCGGGACGAGCAAGUCGACCUAUUACCAUGUGCUCUGGGACGAGCACGGGUUCAGCUAUGACCACUUGGAGGAGUUGACUUACAGCUUAUGCUUCACCUCUGCUCGGUGCACCAAACCAGUGUCCCUGGUCGUGCCGGUGUACUAUGCUGAUCUUGCCGCCUUCAGGGGAAGGUUGUAUCAUGAAGCGGCGACGGAGCAUCCUCCCGGUUCAACUGAAGAGCGAUUCUACGACAAGCUGCACACUGACGUGGAGAACAAGAUGUUCUUCAUUUGAAGGCCUUACCC
Messenger RNA from Rhodamnia argentea, 2750 nucleotides. RefSeq names its product protein argonaute 2-like. The coding region runs from base 1 to 2739 and encodes 912 amino acids. Gene Ontology annotation, cellular component: cytoplasm. Gene Ontology annotation, molecular function: RNA binding; protein binding. The transcript is spliced from 2 exons. The record is from RefSeq and is a predicted model, not a curated record. Gene Ontology annotation, biological process: regulatory ncRNA-mediated post-transcriptional gene silencing. NCBI's taxonomy places the organism in Eukaryota, Viridiplantae, Streptophyta, Magnoliopsida, Myrtales, Myrtaceae.